AUGUCAGAGCUGAAAGAAAGCGAUAACCUAAACUCUGUUGUGUUUCUCUCGCGCAUAUCGACGUUGAUUCAGACUGUCGCCGACAACCUGCGUGACAACCGACUGGACCGAAGAGCCAUCCAGAAGCUGCUGCUUGAAUACUCUGCCCGAGCCGAGUCUGACGGCCGACUGAUCAACGCAUCUCGACAAAGUCCGCACCAUCCGACGCCAGAUAAACCAACCAUCGCCUCAGCACCAGGAUCAGGAUGCUUCCCUGCCGCCACCUCCCACAUCCGCAUCGCUCGGCCUUGCAGAGACUUUGUCGCUGCUGAGCGCUUCUAUGUCACAGGUCUCGGUUUGAAAGUUCUGUGGCGCAGCGGGCCGGCCCAUGAGGUCGAGGGAGGACACGAAUUGCUCAUGCUGGGCUGGCCCGAUGCGGCCUGGCAUCUGGAGCUUGUCCUGGAUCCAGCGGGCAAGAAUCCCCCACGCCCAACCGAAGAGGAUCUACUGGUUAUUUAUGUGGAUGGAUCGAUUGACCCUGUCGUCGUUGAAAGAUUAAUUGAAGCGGGUGGGCGGAGGGUCCAACAUCCUAAUGAGUACUGGGAGAAAUGGGGAGUGACGAUCAAAGACCCAGACGGAUAUCUCUUGACUUUGUGCCAGAGAGCCUGGAAAAAUGCCUAG
Messenger RNA from Aspergillus clavatus NRRL 1, 660 nucleotides. Its product is annotated as VOC family protein. Lineage: Eukaryota; Fungi; Ascomycota; Eurotiomycetes; Eurotiales; Aspergillaceae. The coding region runs from base 1 to 660 and encodes 219 amino acids. The record is from RefSeq and is a predicted model, not a curated record. The transcript is spliced from 2 exons.